AUGACUUGCGUCCGGCCCAGCGUCAAGUGCCCGGCUCGGACUGAGGACGUCCCGUACUGGUGCCCCUCUCCAGAGGCGAUCGUAGAGUCGUGUGCGCGGCACGAGUACGUGUCCCCGGCGGCGAAGCGGCCCAAGGACGCGCCAUGCGGCGGCGCCAUGUACAGGGACUUCCUGGGGCGGUGGCAGUGCGGCGAGGGCGAGUGGAGGGAGCCUUGCAGGCCGGGCUACAACCAGACCGGCGCGGACGGCACCUGCACCCAGGCGUGCCCGCCGUGGCUGGUGGACUGCGGCCGCUUCUGCGCGUCGCCGAGGGCGGGCUGCGACACGCCCCCGCGGGACCUCUGCCAGCUGGGGGCCCUCAACGGCUGCACCACGCCAGACAGGGCCCAAUCGAUGCUAACCACUGCAUGCGUGGCCGAGGGCUACCGCUCAACGGAGAACUGCCCCCUGGCCCUGCACCUGCACGGCGGCUGCGGGGGGUCGCGGCUCAUGCUGGCCAGCGGGCUGCGCGCGCAGGGCAACGUUGUACGAUUAGAGGCUUGGUGGGAGGGCGGCCGGCGCGCGGCAACGGCGGCAGGGGCGAUGGCAAGCCAGCGGCAUGGAGGGGCGCCUCAGGGAGGCGAUCGGCGGCGCCUACUAAUGAGCGACGCGCAGCAGCAGCAGCUCGUGCAGCAGCAGCAGCGGCAGCAGCAGCAGCAGCAGCGGCAGCAGCAGCAGCAGCAGCAAGAGGAGACGCGCCUGGUGAACUUCCUGCCGCACACCCAGAUGCCGACAUUCAGAGAGCCGAAGGAGACGGUCCUGGUGGCCCUGCGCAUCACCUUUGCGCGCGGGCUCUCGCAGGUCCUGGGCAAUGAGACGGCGGCGCUGGCGUCCUCGCCGCGCGCGAGCUACGCGUUUUCGGACGGCGAGGCCAUCGAGCGCCUCACGAUCUGGAGCAGCGAGCGGUCGCUCGACGGCGCCGCGGUGACGCCGCUGGUCGGCGGGCUCAGCUUCACGACCAGCAGCAGGGGCGCCUUCAUAGCGGGCGAGCCGCCGAGCGGGCCGCCGCUGGUGCCGGUGGCGCGGCCGGCGGCUGCGGCCGGCAGCGGCGGCACGGCUUCGGCUUCGGCGGCGGCGGCAGCGGCAGCGGCGGCGGUGGAUCCGGAUCGGUUAGACCUCGCGCUCGUAGGUGGCAGCAACAUCACGUUGUCCGGCGCCGCGCUGAACGGCGGCGUGCUGGUCGGCGCAGGCGCGUUCACCAGCGGCAGCGCGCUCAACGCGCUCGGGUUUGUGUUCAUGCGCGGCGGGGGGCGGGACAGGACGGAGCUGUGA
Monoraphidium neglectum is the source of this 1311-nucleotide messenger RNA. RefSeq lists its product as hypothetical. The transcript is spliced from 6 exons. The record is from RefSeq and is a predicted model, not a curated record. Lineage: Eukaryota; Viridiplantae; Chlorophyta; Chlorophyceae; Sphaeropleales; Selenastraceae. The coding region runs from base 1 to 1311 and encodes 436 amino acids.